AUGUAUAGUCGCAUAAUCACUCCACGGGGUCGGUUUCUCCUGCCGGGAUUCGGUACCCGGUUACCCGUACAUACAAAUGUGAGGUGCUUCGAGCCGGGGAAGAGAUACUUCACCCGCAAUUCGUUCUUAGGCAGAAAUGCCUCCGCAGCGCCUUUCAGUACGCCGCAGGCUCAGAAGCGGAAAGCGUCUACACUGUACUUUACUGCGAGUAUUAUUCUAGGAACUGUUGCUCUUGCAUAUGGCUCCGUCCCUCUUUAUAAAAUGAUCUGCCAACAGACCGGCUGGGGUGGUCAACCCAUCCUUACUCAUCGUGGAGGAGACGCCGAUACCGCCUCUCGCCUGACUCCAGUGACAGACUCUCGUCGACUCCGGAUUACGUUCAAUGGUUCAGUCUCAGACGUCUUGCCCUGGAAGUUCACCCCGCAACAACGUGAAGUCCGAGUGCUGCCAGGUGAAACUGCACUUGCCUUCUACACGGCGACAAACAAGGGCCCAUCGGAUAUCAUCGGUGUUGCUACAUACAGCGUCUCUCCGGGUCAGGUCGCCCCGUACUUCAGUAAGAUCCAAUGUUUCUGUUUUGAAGAGCAGAAAUUGAACGCCGGGGAAUCUGUCGACAUGCCUGUUUUCUUCUACAUCGAUCCGGAUUUCACGAAAGACCCGCAAAUGCAGGGUAUCGACACGAUUACACUUUCAUACACGUUCUUCAUUGACAAGCUGCGACCACGCUCACUCGACGGUCUGUCAUACCACCAUGAAUUGUCCGCGCGAUUGAAGUCCCUGGCACAAAGCGGGGAUUUCCCUCAUCUACUCAUGUACGGACCAUCAGGCGCAGGCAAAAAGACCCGGACAAUUGCGACCCUGAAGGAAUUGUAUGGCCCGGGCGUGGAGAAGAUCAAAAUCGACGCCAGAGUCUUCCAGACGACGAGUAACCGAAAGCUUGAAUUCAACAUUGUAUCGUCCGUUUAUCAUCUUGAGAUUACACCUUCAGACGUCGGGAACUAUGAUCGUGUCGUUGUGCAGGAGCUACUCAAAGAAAUUGCGCAAACGCAGCAAGUCGAUCUCUCGGCAAAACAGAGGUUCAAGGUCGUCGUAAUAAAUGAGGCAGAUCAUUUGACUCGCGACGCCCAAGCAGCCCUGAGACGGACUAUGGAGAAAUACAGUCCCAACCUGCGACUAAUUCUGUUGGCCAAUAGUACUUCAAAUAUCAUUGCUCCUAUCCGUUCCCGAACUCUGCUGGUCAGGGUUGCGGCCCCCACGGAGGAACAAAUUUGCACCGUUCUAAGCACCGCAGGCAAGAGGGAAGGCUGGCCGGAGGCGCCUGGGCUCAAUAAGAGGAUAGCGAAGGAGAGCGGACGCAAUCUCCGGCGCGCUCUGCUCAUGUACGAGGCCAUCUAUGCUCAAAGUGAGAAAGUGACAGAUGACACUCCAAUCCCACCUCCCGACUGGGAGGUCCUCAUCUCUGUGACGGCCGAUGAGAUUCUAGCUGAGCGGUCGCCUGCACGACUGUUGCAAGUCCGAGCGCGCCUGUAUGAUCUCUUGACUCACUGUAUACCGCCCACUACUAUUAUCAAGACCCUCACAUUCAAGCUCAUCGCUAAGGUGGACGAUGACCUGAAGCCCGAUGUUAUUAAAUGGUCCGCAUUCUAUGAGCACAGAAUCACGCAAGGCAGCAAAGUAAUCUUUCAUCUCGAGGCCUUUGUUGCUAAAUUCAUGCGCAUCUAUGAAAGUUACCUGAUGGGCAUGGACUUUUAG
Molecule: messenger RNA, 1752 nt
Organism: Aspergillus alliaceus
Lineage: Eukaryota; Fungi; Ascomycota; Eurotiomycetes; Eurotiales; Aspergillaceae
Product: cytochrome c oxidase assembly protein CtaG/Cox11-domain-containing protein
Exons: 9
Coding region: 1-1752 (583 amino acids)
Biological process (GO): DNA replication
Cellular component (GO): mitochondrial inner membrane
Molecular function (GO): copper ion binding; ATP hydrolysis activity; DNA binding
Source: RefSeq, a predicted model, not a curated record